CGCUGGGCUGCGCCCCAGCUGGUGGCUGCGUGCGCGGAUGUGCCCGCGUCCCCUGGGGAGAGGAGCGCGCGUGUCUCACCCUCCUGCCCCGUGGUGAGCCCGGCUGGUGCCCCGCGCCCAACAUGCUGAGCAGGGUGCCCGGUAUAAUAUUCUUGGAAGUACUUGAUAGUGUCUGUCACCUGUAUCAGAGCACCACAGUUCAAGUUUAGUCCUUUCUACGCACACUGCUCAGAACAUGGGGGAAAACGAUGAUGAAAAGCACAGCCACGGUGGCCAGAUAUUUGAAAACUUUGUACAAGCAUCAACAUGCAAAGGUACCAUUCAGGCCUUUAAUAUCCUCACCCGUCAACUUGAACUAGAUCCAUUGGACUACAGAAAUUUCUAUACUAAAUUGAAGUCAAAGGUAACCAGCUGGAAGGCCAAAGCUUUGUGGAACAAGCUUGAUAAAAGAGUAAGUCAUAAAGAAUAUAAGCGAGGAAGAUCUUGUAAGAACACUAAGUGUUUGAUUAUUGGAGGUGGUCCAUGUGGUUUGCGGACUGCCAUAGAACUUGCCUUUCUGGGAGCCAAGGUUGUAGUUGUGGAGAAGCGGGACACUUUCUCAAGAAACAAUGUACUGCAUCUCUGGCCUUUUACAAUCCAUGACCUCCGGGGUUUGGGGGCGAAAAAAUUUUAUGGAAAAUUCUGCGGAGGAUCUAUUGACCAUAUCAGUAUUCGACAGCUUCAGCUUAUCCUCUUCAAAGUUGCACUUAUGCUGGGAAUUGAAAUCCAUGUGAACGUAGAGUUUGCGAAAGUUCUGGAACCUCCUGAAGAUCAGGAAAACCAAAAGAGAGGUUGGCGGGCUGAAUUUCUCCCAAUGGAUCACCCUCUGUCAGCAUUUGAAUUUGAUGUUAUUAUUGGUGCAGAUGGUCGCAGGAACACUUUAGAAGGUUUUAGAAGGAAGGAGUUUCGUGGAAAACUGGCUAUAGCUAUCACAGCCAACUUUAUCAACAGAAACACGACUGCAGAAGCCAAGGUAGAGGAAAUUAGUGGUGUUGCUUUCAUCUUCAAUCAAAAAUUCUUCCAGGACCUUAAAGAGGAAACGGGAAUUGACCUGGAGAAUAUUGUUUACUACAAAGAUAGCACUCACUAUUUUGUAAUGACCGCAAAAAAGCAGAGUCUUCUGGACAAAGGAGUGAUUAUCAAUGACUACAUUGAUACCGAGAUGCUUCUCUGUGGGGAAAAUGUAAACCAGGACAAUCUGCUGUCUUAUGCAAGGGAAGCUGCAGACUUUGCAACCAAUUACCAGCUGCCUUCCUUGGAUUUUGCGAUUAAUCACUAUGGGCAGCCAGACGUGGCUAUGUUUGAUUUUACUUCCAUGUAUGCCUCUGAAAAUGCUGCACUAAUAAGAGAAAGGCACAGACAUCAGCUCUUAGUUGCCCUUGUUGGAGAUAGUUUACUUGAGCCCUUCUGGCCGAUGGGUACCGGCUGUGCAAGAGGCUUCCUAGCUGCUUUUGAUACAGCAUGGAUGGUGAAGAGCUGGGAUCAAGGAAAACCCCCACUAGAGAUCCUUGCUGAACGAGAGAGCAUUUAUCGACUAUUGCCCCAGACUACACCCGAAAAUAUCAACAAGAACUUUGACCAGUAUACCAUUGACCCAGGAACGCGCUAUCCCAACUUGAACUCCAGCUGUGUUCGACCUCAUCAGGUUAGACAUUUGUAUGUUACAAAUGAGCUACAACAAUGCCCUCUUGAAAGGGUCAGCUCUAUUAGAAGAUCAGUGAAUGUCUCAAGACAUGAAUCCGAUAUUCGACCUAAUAAGCUUUUAACCUGGUGUCAGAAACAGACAGAAGGCUACAGGAAUGUUCAUGUCACUGAUCUCACUACUUCUUGGAGGAGUGGCCUUGCACUGUGUGCAAUUAUGCACCGCUUCAGACCUGACCUCAUUGACUUUGACUCUUUGAAUGAAGAAGAUGUUGUUGAAAACAACCAGCUGGUGUUUGACGUUGCUGAACGAGAGUUUGGAAUUCCUCCAGUCACCACUGGGAAAGAGAUGGCGUCUGCUGGAGAGCCUGAUAAACUCAGCAUGGUCAUGUACCUCUCAAAAUUCUAUGAGCUAUUUAGAGGAACCCCUCUGAGAGCAGUUGAUGCUGUGGAUAAACAAAAUGGAGAAAAUAAUGACCUUUGCUCAGCAAAAUCAUCAAACUUCAUCUUUAAUAACUACAUCAAUUUAACGUUACCAAGGAAGCGAGUACCAAAAGUUGAAAGGAGAGAAGAAAAUGAUAUGAACAAAAGGCGUCGAAAGGGCCUCGGUGGCUUUGAAGAGGCUUCACGUUUUUCUAGUCGGGGUACGAAUUCUGGUAAAGAUCAGGGCGACAGAGAAGGAAUGAAUCAAAAUAAAGUAAAGUCAAUGGCAACGCAGCUGUUGGCAAAGUUUGAAGAAAAUGCCCCAAACACAUCUCUCCGGAGACAGGAGCUAGUAGAUAAACCAGUCCUGCUCUCUUCUUCUGAUCCUCCUGCUAAUCCUCGAUUUAUUAAGCCUAAGGAGCCAAGUCCUUCACCUCCACCAAAGAGUCAGUUUCAGGCAGUAGCUAGGACUGAACAUGUGGUCAGAGAGCCAAAGCAAUCUUUGCAUGGUUCUGAUCGUGUGGCCAGGGGAUCAAGAAUUGUAGAAAAAACAGACAUACAGUCCAGGCUUUCAGAAACUCUUGCAUCUACCUGUCCUGCUGCAUUUGUGAUUUCUGGAGUGCUUAAACGCCUUCAGCACGUGGAGGAAAAAAUUAAUCAGAAGAAAGCUCAGUCCGUAGCAAAUAGGGAAUUUCAUAAAAAGAACAUUAAAGAGAAAGCAGCUCAUCUUGCCUCAAUGUUUGGAUACGUGGACUUACCAAAGAAUAAACUACCUAUUAAAGGCGUAUCCUAUUAUCAGCCCCCAACUCCCUCUUGCCUUCCAGCUCAUGAUUCAGCUGCUACUUCAUCUUCAUCAUCUAUUCACUCAACUUCCCCUGCUGUUCAAUCUAGCAAGAUGACUGUAGGGAAGGUGUCACGUGGAAUAGGGGUUGUAGCUGAAGUCCUUGUCAAUCUCUAUGUGAAUGACCACAAGCCCAAGCCACAGUUUUCCUCCCCAGAACUGAACCAGUCAUUGGACACAGCUACAUCUUUCCCCACUUCCUAUUCCACUUCUCCAACUUUUGCUUCUACUGUUCAGAGUUGUCAGGGAUCUCUGCGAAAAGAAUUUCCUCAGACUAUAGGUGGCAGUGACAUCUGUUAUUUCUGCAAGAAACGGGUAUAUGUCAUGGAGCGCCUGAGUGCAGAGGGCCACUUCUUUCAUAGGGAAUGCUUUAAGUGUGAUGUAUGUUCUACAACGCUCCGCCUAACAAUCUAUGCAUUUGAUGUAGAAGAAGGUAAAUUUUACUGCAAACCUCAUUUUACACAAUGUAAAACAAGCAAUAAGCACAGGAAAAGACGAUCUACAUUAAAAACGCAAGAGAAAGUGGAAACAGAAAUGUGGAUGCAAGAGGAACCCAAGCACCCAGAAACCACAGAAAGUACUACUUCUACUGUUAGCAGUCCAGAGGACAGGCCCCAAGGUAUCAUGACUUCCUUCUUUAGGAAAACUCUAAGCUGGCCCCUUAGGGUGACGAGGGAUCUGCUUGACAUUCCAAGACGCCUGUCUAACUGGAUGCAUGGUUUUCUGCACGCUACCAAUCUUCAUUUAAGGGACAAUGCAUACAACUAUACCUAUUUGUAUGAACUCUUGAGCCUUGGUGUGCCAUUCCUGUGUGCGCUGCUAGAGGUACUUACUCAUAUGUACCGGGAAGCAGAGCUAUCACUUGAAAACAUGCUUGAAUGGGUGAAAAAGUUCUUUAGGGUUAUGCUAAUGGAAGAAAAUCAAAAUAGUUAUAAAGUUGCAUCAUCUCUGAAGAAAAAUGCUUUUGUGGUGGAUCUUGGCAUGAGCUCUUUACAGAAAGAUGUUGCUACUCCAGUUUGUAAGCUCCAGAAAUCUGUUGGACUCUUGGCUGCAGUUCACAGUAACCCUUUGUAUGACUACUACCUCAAUAUAGCAGAUGAACCUACUUCUCCUAAGAAGCCUAAGAAUGCCCCUGAGUACUAUGACUUUGAGAGCAAGUGUUCGGCCCUUUCCUCUGAUUGGACUUCUGUGAGAAUCAUCCCAGAGGAAGAAAUGACAGAGCACAACCUUCUGGCCAUUCGAGUCAUGGUAACCAGUGAUGGGAGCAGUUCAGAGCUGGAAUCUGAUUUUUAUGGUGACUCAUUGAAUUCUGAAAUUAGUGAAGGACAGAUCUCAUUGCCUGAGCAUGUGUCCCAUACAAACCCCAUAAGAAAGCAUGCAUUGCUGACCACCAGUUCUGUGAAGGAAGAAGAGUGCUGUGAAAAGUCCAAAGCUGCUGAUGCACUACAAAGAGCCAAUAGUUUCCACUCCUCUACACUGAAUAAAUACCAGAAUUGGAGAAGAAAAAUUCAAUCUAAUUUCCCUCUACUGUACAGCAAGAGAAUUGGGCUUCAUUCACAGGAGACCUCUACCAGAUCUCAGUGUGCUCUUGAAGAUUGUGUAUCCGAAUCACAGUUGACAUCUCACAGCAAACCACCAGAAAUUGCAAGAGGACUUUUCAAACCCUACAUCCCAGUGUUGCAAAGAAAGGCAAAAGCCAAAGAAACACCUGAAGAAAUCCACCGAUAUGUGCCCCAUCACCCACUUCAGAACAGUACUACUGGAUCUCCAUUGAUGCAUUCUGGAAAUGUUACUUCAGUGGCUAAUGUAUAUAAGCAUAGAGAUGAAAAUGGUAACAAUGAGGAAUAUAAUGUAGGUAACUUGAAUGAGAGUGAAGAAUGUACCACCAGAACAGGGGCCUUCAACAGAAAAAAUAUAGAUUUGUCCUCUCUAGUCACAGAAAAAAAAGAUGAAAGAAAUCCAAGACAGCUGAAAGAACAGCCUGACCUAGAAAUAAAUGAAAUAAAAAAACAGAUAAGGAACAAAUUAAUGCUUGGUGCAGAGCAGCAAUCCAAAUUACUUGAUUUGAACAAUGCAGAUCUAGGUGGAACAAAACCAGAACAUCAAAGCCAAAGAAUGCUGGAAAUUUCAGAAUGGAAGGAUGUUGAUGGUAAUAGGGGAAAAAACAUAUUCAAGCAAUCCAGUCUUUCUGUGCCUCUUCCAUUUGCAAAUGAUGCUUUGCCAACUUUGUCAGCAGACACAAAAGAUAUUCCAAAGAGUCCAGACAGUUCUGUAGAAGAACAUCUGUCUAGCCAGCCAAAAUCACCAUUGAAACUAAUUGCCAAUGCAAUAAAGAGAUCCAUUCUAGAACCUCUUGUGUCUCAUCCAGAAAGCAUAAAAAAGAACCCAGACAGUAAAGCCAACCCUACUUCAGAACACACCUUUUUCAAUUCCCCUAAUACCUUUGGCCGCUCUGUACGUUUAAAGAACAGUAAUGGUAAUAGAGAACAUGACGUACAACCACAAGAAUCUAAUGGACUGGAAACUAGAAGCUCAGUCACAAACCCACCUAGUCUUUCCUGUAGUCUUGAAGAGAAAUCUUCAUGUGAUUCCACAGAGGUAUUGCUUCCGGUUUACAGUUUGCACACAGGUCCUUCCAAAGCUGCUGUUAAGCCUGAAAAUUCAUCUGGUGCAAAGACGGAGGAUGUACCCAGACUCCUAAAAAACUUUACUCUCAAAGAAACUCCACUGAGGGCUUCCACUGAUGACUUAUGUAUCUGUAACCAGAAGAACCUUCCUUUUUCAUCUCUAAGUCUCAAGAACAAAACUUCCGAGGACAUCCUUGGAGAUCCUGCACAAAUGAAUAUCUGCUCGCUCUUUAGUAACUUGAGGAAUAAAGCCAAUGAAAGGGAAAAGAACGAUUCCUUAAAAUCAUCUAUGUCCUUCAUUAACAACUUUUCCCCCGAAAAAGUGCUAAAUAAUCCUUCCACUGAUGAGGACUCAGGCUCUGAACACCUAUCUGUCAAAAAACAAGUGACUACAUGUUGUUCUUCCUCUGAUGGUGAAUUUGAACACAAGCCUUCAAUAGCACUCAAGGCAAAAAGGACCCUUAGAAGAAGGAGAAAACUAGAAAAGGAAACAAAGCAACUGGUUAAACAAGAGGAGCUGAAAAGACUCCAUAAAGCCCAGGCUAUCCAGCGCCAACUGGAAGAAGUGGAGGAAAGACAGAGGGCCCUAGAGAUAAAUGGUGUUAAACUGGAGAGGGAACUGCGAGGAGAAUCAGAUUCAGGCACACAGGAUGAAACUCAGCUGUUACAUGAAUGGUUUGAGCUGGUCCUGGAGAAGAAUAAAUUAGUGCGUUAUGAGUCUGAGCUCUUGAUCAUAGCCCAAGAACUAGAACUGGAGGAUCACCAAAGAAGAUUGGAGCAGAAACUGAGAGAGAAAAUGGCCAUUGAUGAUAGCCUAAAAGAUGAACGAGAACUGAACGAGGAACAUGAAAUUUUUACUGAGAUGAUGAAAGUGAUUGAAGAAAGGGACAAACUUGUAUCUUCUUUAGAAGAGCAGAGACUGAAGGAAAAGGCAGAAGAUCAGCACUUUGAAAGCUUUAUAUUAUCUAAGGGUUAUCAACUCACCAGGACUUAGCCACGUGCAAAUGUAUGGAACUUCAGCUAUAUUAACCAACAUGGAGACAGUCUUUUGGCAGAGAUCUGGCUGAAAUUGAAGGAAUCAUAUCAUUUUAGUAUCAAACACUUUUAAACAGGCUCCUUGCUUGCACAACAGUGUCUCUAGUUCCACGCAGAUAAUUACAGGAAGAAACAUCGCAAUCUCAUUGUCAGCAAAAAGGGCUAGUCAUCCUGUGAGAUGGAAAAGAACUGAAUUCACCUGUGUGAUGGACAGUGUGUGAAAAUUACACUGGAGCUGUCCAUUGUUUUCCUUUUCCCUGUAAUUCUAUUUUAAUUCUGAGAACAGAGUUCCUACAGACGUAACUACAUGAUCUGGUACUUUUGAAACAGCAACAUUUUCCAUUCAUUUGUCUGAAUCUGUGUGUAUUUUUUUUCUAUUUUGGCUUGGUUGAGCCACAAUGAACUGUAUUCAAGUGUCAAAAAUAAGCAUCACCAAUGUAAAAAUCAGGUUAGUGUUUAAAAUGUAUUUCUAAAGGAGUAGGGGAAGAGUCUUUAGAAUACUGACUACACAUGUUGUAAAUAACAAGUGUAAAUGCAAGGUCAGGCAAAUUUAAUUAUCAGGUGUAUUUGCAAGCUUGAGUGCACUGUAUGUAUUGAAUGAGGACUUAAUACAAUAUUAAAACCUUACAUUAUGUAAAACUGUAACUUAAUACCAAAGGGAUUACUAUUCUUAACAAAAUGUUGUAGAGUCAGAAGACCUUUUGUCUGUAGCUGACCAAAGUAAUCAUUGAAAUAUGCUCGAAGAACAUUUUAAAAAAAUUGAUUAACAUGUAUAUGGUAGAUUUUGCAAUAUGCAUUCUUCACAAAAGCAUGUACUGUAUCUCAAAGUUAUCACUAGUUAGAGACUUGGAACCGAAUAACAACAAAAACUGUGGCAAAAUUAUAUUCUGCAUUUUUAUGCUGAUAGUUGAUGGUUGCAUAUCAACCAUAUUUAAACUGCUGCAAAGAUGAAUGCAUAAAUAAGACUGUCAGAGCUAUAUCUGUUGAAUGCAUUUUUUACUUUAAAAAAACAUAGAAAAGUGCCUUCUAGCUUUUCUCGCACAUGCAUAGACAUAGCAGUUGUGCAAAAGAUUUCCUUAGGCUAUGUUUUCAAUUUACUGUGAGCAGUCUUCUAAAUCUGAGAUGAUUUUGUAAUUUACAUUUGAUUGUUUCUCCCAGUUGUAUGUAUGAUAGUCUGAAAAUUCAGUAUAAGAGACAUGGAGAAACUGGAGGACUGUUUUUGAAUAUUGUUUUACCUCAUUUUCUGACUGGAAGGGUUUACUGUUCUCAUUACUAAAUGAAAGGUGCUUAAAUGCUGUUUCUGCCUACAGUUCAGCAAAGGCAAAAGAAACUCUUCUAAAUGUAAUUGUAAAACCAUUUAUAAUCUACCUUAGUUUUUGUUACACUGAAAUUUCUUAUAAUACAUCUUUUUAAAGAUAAAAUCCAGAUUUUAUCAUCAUCCAUGGAUUAUCAAUAUACCUCUGUAGAGGCUGAGAUAAGAAUACUAUUGUUCUACGGUAUUUAUCUAUUUAUAUUUAUUUGUAUAUGUAUCUGUUUACAGGAAAUACCAAUGUCUAAUAAUAUUUUACAUAGUUUGGUGAAUUCUGUCUGUGCUUUGGAUGGCAGCUAUAAGAUCUACAAUAAUAACAUGAUGGUAAAGCCAUGCAUAGUAGAGCAGAGGAUUAUAUCACUAAUGUAUACAAUAGGAACAAAAUAUAAAGUAAGACAUAAACAAUAUCGUCAGAUAUUACACAUAGGAAUACAUUUCUAACAUGAUGCACAGGGAUUUAGUUACAUUACUUCCAUUAAUCAGUGGGAGAGGCAUAGCAGAAUCCCUGUGUACAUUCAGAAUCUAUCCUCUAGCAUCUUUAUCGGUUAUAUGCUUGUAUCUGUUAUAUGCCUGAUCUUUGAGUUAUCUUCUUAAAUUGUCUCUCUUGUUUAA
Molecule: messenger RNA, 8527 nt
Organism: Trachemys scripta elegans
Lineage: Eukaryota; Metazoa; Chordata; Testudines; Emydidae
Product: F-actin-monooxygenase MICAL2-like
Exons: 38
Coding region: 236-6565 (2109 amino acids)
Molecular function (GO): protein binding; FAD binding
Source: RefSeq, a predicted model, not a curated record